Molecule: messenger RNA, 1149 nt
Organism: Colletotrichum orchidophilum
Lineage: Eukaryota; Fungi; Ascomycota; Sordariomycetes; Glomerellales; Glomerellaceae
Product: fungal specific transcription factor domain-containing protein
Exons: 5
Coding region: 1-1149 (382 amino acids)
Biological process (GO): regulation of DNA-templated transcription
Molecular function (GO): DNA-binding transcription factor activity, RNA polymerase II-specific; zinc ion binding
Source: RefSeq, a predicted model, not a curated record
AUGCCGCCAAAGCGAGCAUGCGACAUAUGCUAUCGUAGGAAGAUCCAAUGUCUGAUCCCUGCAGAGGGCUCACCAUGCGACUGGUGCAGUCAUCAUGAUUCCGACUGUACCUUUCAUCGAGAUGCGCCGCGGCGGAAGAAGAAACACAAAGUGACAUUGGGCGACGUGCAAGGCCUCAACGAUCGCAUACAGCAACUUGAGGAUGCGUUAGCCCAGGCAAAUGCGCAGCAACAAACUCAACACGACAGUGUCAGUCAACCAACUCCGGCAAUAUCCGUGUCCGAGGGAAGUUCCAACCCAGCAUCCGUACAGAGUCCACCCCCAACAACCAUUGGGAACUCAAUCGCUUUCUCCGAACACUCCCUAUCCCCUCUAGUCUUCUCCCAAACCCCCGGCAGUGCCAAUGACACAUCAGCAACAACAGAUGGGUCCUGGCCUGGCAACUACAUCGGCCCCAACUGGUUCUUCAGAGGCAUUCACGCCUUUUCGGAGAACGGCCGCCGAUGGAUCUCGUCCAAGACUGGUCAAGCCAUCGACUGGAGUAAACUUCGGAUAUUCACCACGGAGCUCUCGCCUUUCUCGAGUAAAUAUACAUGGGCAUCACCAGGACAGCCCCCUCUUCUCAGCGACAUCUACUGCGACCUCACCAUCCCAGACGACUAUCUGAGCUCUUAUACGCACUUACGCGGUCUGGACGAGUACCAUCCUUCUCCAGAUGAGUCGAUAACUAUGGAUCUCACACCACAUUUCUGGGGAGACGCUCAGCUAGGGUAUCUAAAGGAGAAAGUAUACCGCCUCCUCUACUCGGUCCAGGCCCUCAAAGACAAAGAAAACCAACUCCUCAUACACAUCCGUCAGCUCGAUGACGAAAUCGAAUGCUGGCGGUUGCUUCUGAUGUUUUACGCGACCAAUGCAGCAAUUUCGCUGUUUCUCAACAUGAUUAUACAUCCGGAAGAUUCAGAUGGCCAACUUGACCUCGAGCUUCUCAUCUCGGCCGCCAACGCGAUCCGCACCGCCAUUCCAAGCGCGUCAACGCAUGAUGAAAGUACACGCAUCCAACGGACGUCCGAUUUCAUCAUGUGGCUUACGUGGCUUGGAUCUUGUGCUAUUACCAAGUCAAAGGAAGAGGGCUUACAGCACCAGUUGUAG